This is a messenger RNA of Diuraphis noxia (Russian wheat aphid), 583 nucleotides long. Its product is annotated as intermembrane lipid transfer protein VPS13A-like. The record is from RefSeq and is a predicted model, not a curated record. NCBI's taxonomy places the organism in Eukaryota, Metazoa, Arthropoda, Insecta, Hemiptera, Aphididae. Gene Ontology annotation, biological process: protein targeting to vacuole; protein retention in Golgi apparatus.
UUCAGGAAAUGAUUGGAGAAGUUUAAAAAAUGAAAUGGAUUCAUCAUUGCACCUUUUGGGAAAAACUGUUACACAAAUUGUUGUAUCGAAUAGCAUAAGACCAGAAUAUAAACAAUUGGCAAAAAGAAAAAUUAAUAUAUCUGUACUAAGUGCUAGGUUCAACUUAUCUGAUCAAAAGGUUAAUUCCAUUUUAGAUUUCAUUGAAAAUACACCAAUACCUAUAAACCAUGUUUCUUCAGCAACAUUAAAAAAACAUUUUAGCGAUGAUGAUGAAGUUUAYGCAUUAGAUAUGAUAAAUUUGCAUCAAAAGAUAGAAGAAUUACAAGAAUUGAAAUCCACAUUGGCAUUGUAUCAACAAUUUAAGGGCAUUAGUACCAGAUCAACUGAGGAAAGAGCCGAAGUAAAAAAAGCAUUUAAGGCUGUAGAUAAAAGAAGCAUCGUGUCAUCAGAAAUUAGUGAUGAGGAAUUUGCUGAACUGURGGCGCGUACAGUCGAUUUACCAGGUUUUGAUGACAAUGUGUCACCAAAUAAUUCUAUAACAUCUCUUUUUAGAUGUGUUAUUGGAGAAAAAAUUCUUUUUUGA